GAUCGCAGUUGCACAGACCGAGCAAUCAACAAGCAACAAGAUCACACAGCAUCACCCGAGACCGCAGGGAUACUCACCAUAGACAAUGACUGACCAUCGGGAAAAGAAGCGAAAACGCAAUGAUCAACCGGGAUCCGAUACAGCUAGGAAGGAGACGACGAACAGUCAAGGGCCAAGCAAGGUUUCAAACCAGCAAUCGACGCAGGUCGACCCUGUUUCUUCCGCUCUAGUUCAGACGGCUGAUGAGCUGAGCAAGCGAGAACGCAAGCAGGCCAGAGCUGAAAAGCGGCGUCGCAAAGAGGAGAAACGGCUCAGGAAAGAAGCAAAAGCUUCGAAGCAGACCGAAUCGGCCGCUCAGAACGAGGCUGCCAGCACGGUCCAGAUGAUAGACCCCAGGCUGGAAGAGACAAACGGAUCAGGCGAGGAUGUCACUUUACAUCGGGCGACUCCGUCAAAUGCCUUUCCAGAAGACAAUCAGGCUUCGGCACCUGGUUCAGAAACCGGGGGUCAGCCUCCUCGGAAGAAGCUCAAAAAGAACCAACUCGAGCGGUCGCCAGAACGAGGCUCGUCAUCGUCUGCAAACCAGAAAGACGCAUACAAUGGCGAGGUUAACCGGCAGGCCUUACAACCGACUCCUCCGAGUCCUCCUCCAGAGAACGCAGAAGCCAGCGGGUCAGCUGCAGAUACUGGCUUCUUGCGAGCCAAAGGCAGACCUUCGACCCAGAAGAAGCAUGAGCAAUUGGUGGCGAUGAAUCACGCGGAGAUUCUGGCUACGAAAUGGCUGAAGGCACCGGAAUUGAAGGCCUUGGCGGAGGAGAACGGUAUAACAUGGAAGAUGGGACCUUUUACCUUUUCCGAAAAGUCGCAAAUCAGACACUUUCUGGAACAAUACCGUGCUAUCCGUGGGCUUACCGAGCAGCAAUUGUCAGACGUGAUCAACGCUUCUGGCAAGAACGCUCGGGUUCAGUACGGCAGUUUCUGGAAGGAUGUCGCCAUGUCGGUUCCUGGUCGGCCGCUCAUUUCGGUCCAUGCACACGUCAAGCGCGCAUACGAACCGACCGCCAAGAAGGGCCCCUGGACUCGGGAGGAGGACGACGAUCUGAGAGCGGCAUUUGUAGAGUUCGGGCCGGAUUGGACCAAGGUAGCAAUUCGGGUAGACAGAUCGGCGGCGGAUUGCAAAGAUAGAUGGCGGAAUCACGUUGCGCACUCGGAGGUGCGCAAAACAGGCUCUUGGUCGAAAGACGAAGCAGAGGCCUUGCGUCAGUGCGUUCUUGAAAUGGCCUUCAUUUCAGGCUUGCUAUUAGAGGACACGGAGAGCGGCAUCCCUUGGGCCACCAUAUCGGCGAAAUUAGGUAACGUCAGAGGACCUGCUCAGUGCCGUAUCAAAUGGACCGACGACAUGUUGCCUACUCUCCUGUCGAAACGCAAAACGAAGUGGAACGCAAGUGAUUCGGUUGAGAUGCUCAGAAGACUGAUCGCGAUGAACCCUGGCGAUACCUCCGAGAUUCGCUGGCAUACUGUGCCUCACGCCGAAUGGAACGCGAAGAGUGGUCACGUCAUCCACAAGAAUUUCAACAAGCUCGUCAAGGGCGUUCCGAAUGGCAAGCAAAUGCCAAUGCAAGAACUCUUACAAACGCUUCUCGUUCAAGCUCGCAAGGACGAGCAGAAAGAGAUAACCCGCAAUCAGGCAAAGGAUCUAGCGGCUCUUGAACAGGCGCAAGCUACCCCGGCCAGUAUACUCGCCAGCACUCUGGCUCAUCAGUCCAGGUACAAGUCCAAGGCAACCAUCGACGACUCUGACCCUGAUGCCACGGAUGUAGAAGCAUGAGCAAAUGCUCGCUGAAGCGCGUGUAUGAAUCUAGCUGCGGUGCAGACCGAAAGUGCACACCUAUAUUACAGGCGA
Filobasidium floriforme is the source of this 1903-nucleotide messenger RNA. RefSeq lists its product as uncharacterized. Gene Ontology annotation, cellular component: nucleus. The record is from RefSeq and is a predicted model, not a curated record. Gene Ontology annotation, biological process: regulation of DNA-templated transcription. NCBI's taxonomy places the organism in Eukaryota, Fungi, Basidiomycota, Tremellomycetes, Filobasidiales, Filobasidiaceae. Gene Ontology annotation, molecular function: DNA-binding transcription factor activity; transcription cis-regulatory region binding. The transcript is spliced from 9 exons. The coding region runs from base 86 to 1828 and encodes 580 amino acids.